AUGGUAGACACCCGCAAACAUAAGUACCUCUGUGCCAGCCGAAAUGACUGCAACAUUGACAAGCUCCGAAGGAAAAACUGCCCCUCCUGCCGCCUUCGGAAAUGCUAUGAGGCCGGGAUGACUCUCGGAGGCCACAAGAGAAAGAACCUGAGAAACCUGAAGAUGCAAGAAGAAGGGGAAGCAGCUGGCUCCUCCAGCCCUAAAGAGGAGCAAGCUCCGAAGAUGGCCAUGACAUGCAUUGGGAGCCUGGAGCACCAGCCCAUUUUCCUCCAUGUCCUGAAGGCUACUGAGCCAGGGGUGAUGUGUGCUGGCCAUGACAGCAACCAGCCUGAUCCCUUUGCUGUCCUCUUCACCAACUUGAAUGAGUCAGACGAGAAGCAGCUGGUGCAUGUCUUGAAGUGGGCCAAGGCCUUGCCAGGUUUUGCUCCAUCGCACCCUUAACAACUUGAUCACCAUAUUCCUGAGAAACCACUGCCUGUUGUUCUUAUCCAAUCACGAUUGGCCUGGAUAUCUACCUGCACUCCAUGCCCAGACAGCAAGGGCACUUGGAAACAAACUCUUGGUUGCUGCCUCCAUCUGGAGGACUCUCUCUUGCAAAGGGACUUGCCAAGAUAGAAGAACCUAAGAAGAAUCCAUCCAGCCAAGAACUUUACUAGAGUGACCAGCAAGAGACACUGCAAAUUUCUGCCAUUGUGUGGAGCCUUCCAUUUUCUUUGUCCUGAAUCAGGAGGCCAAUCAGUUCCGGGGGGGGGGGA
Messenger RNA from Podarcis muralis (Common wall lizard), 755 nucleotides. The record is from RefSeq and is a predicted model, not a curated record. NCBI's taxonomy places the organism in Eukaryota, Metazoa, Chordata, Lepidosauria, Squamata, Lacertidae.